GGUGCCGCCUGCUUCGCAUUAUGUGGAUCCCACUCUUGGCUUUCCUGACGGCUGGACUGGUCUCUUUGCAAAAAUGUCAGCGAGGUCCUGGCCCUCUCCUGGGGGUGGCUUGUCUGCUCGCUGCAGCUACACCGGGCUGGUGCCAGCGCCCAGAAAACAGAUGUGUCAUCUCAAAUUCAGGAACAUGCACCAAGUGUCUUGCUGUAGGGCCAGAAUGUGGAUGGUGUGCUCAAGAGGAUUUCAUGGUUGAAGCAAAGCAGAAGGGCCGAUGUGAUAUAGUUUUACAUUUAAUCAAAAGAGGCUGCAGGUCAGAUUUUAUAGAAAGUCCUGAAGCCGAUGUAACAGUAUCCGGCAAUGAAGUUAAUAUACAAGUGACACCAGGAGAGGUUUCAAUCCAGCUACGUCCAGACUCUGAAGCCAGUUUUAUGUUGAAAGUUCACCCUCUCGAAAAGUACCCUGUGGAUCUGUAUUAUUUAGUUGAUGUGUCGGCAUCUAUGCACAAAAACAUAGAAAAAUUAAGAUCUGUUGGACUUGAUUUAUCUCAAAAGAUGGAAAAUAUUUCUCUUGAUUUACGGCUUGGAUUUGGAUCCUAUGUGGAUAAGACUGUGUCACCUUAUAUUAGUAUUCACCCAGGCAGAAUUCAUAACCAAUGCAGUGAUUAUGACUUAGAUUGUAUGCCUCCUCAUGGCUAUAUUCAUGUGUUAUCACUGACUGACAAGAUAGCAGAAUUCCAAAGUGCAGUUAAGAAUCAAAAAAUCUCUGGGAAUAUUGACACACCCGAAGGAGGCUUUGAUGCUAUGCUUCAGGCCACUGUGUGCCAGAAUGAUAUUGGUUGGCGCAAAGAAGCAAAGCGUCUUCUCCUCAUGAUGACAGAUCAGACUUCUCAUCUGGCCCUUGACAGUAAAUUAGCAGGGAUAGUGAUUCCUAAUGAUGGGAACUGCCAUUUGAAAGAUAACGUGUACAUCAAAGCAACCAGUAUGGAACACCCUUCACUUGGUCAACUUUCUGAAAAACUCAUAGACAACAAUAUUAAUGUAAUAUUUGCAGUCCAAGGAAUCCAAUUUCACUGGUAUAAGGACCUUCUGCCUCUGCUGCCUGGUACUAUGGCAAGACAGAUAGAAUCACAAGCAACAAAUCUCAGUGAUUUAGUGGUAGAAGCUUACGAGAAGCUGCUCUCUGAAGUGAAAAUUCAGGUGGAUAACCCAAUCCAAGAUAUAAAUGUCAAAGUUACUGCAAUCUGCCCUGAUGGAAGUAGAAAAAUGGGCUUAGAGGGAUGCAAAAAUGUGAAAUCCACAACUGAAGUGCUUUUCAACAUAUCAAUUGCCAUGAAAGGAUGCGGUACAACGGAAGGAAGAAAAUACGUUGUGCUAAAACCCCUUGGUUUCAAUGAAUCUACCAGAGUUAAUAUAAACAAAAGAUGUGCUUGUCGGUGUGAAGACACCAUGGACCACAAAAGGAUAUGCAUUGACAAGCCCUCUCAGGAUGCCGAAACUUCUAACUGCAAGGGCAAUAUCUGUAGUUUCAAUGAUGAAUUCUCUUUAGAGCAGUGCAAGAUGCAAAAGAGUCAUCCAUUCUGCAGUGGUCAAGGAGACUGUGUAGAUGGGAAAUGUGUCUGUCACACAACCAGACUUGGAACUAUAUAUGGCAAAUACUGUGAAAAGGAUGACUUUUCCUGCCCAUAUCACUUUGGAAACUUGUGUGCUGGCAAUGGUGAAUGUGAAGUUGGCAAAUGCAAAUGCUUUGGUGGCUGGGAAGGUGAUCGUUGCCAAUGUUCGUUGUCACUACAAAAGCACUGCAUGAAUUCAAAUGGCCAGAUCUGCAGUGGAAGAGGAACAUGUGUGUGUGGCAAAUGCAAGUGCACUGAUCCCAGCACCUUUGGACACUUGUGUGAAUUUUGCCCUACUUGCAGGGCAUCUUGCAGUGAAAAGUGGAAUUGUGUGCCCUGUCCUCGCACCAAUUUGUCUCGAAUCACACUUGACCAAUGCAAAACCACAUGCGCUUACAGGAUGCAUUAUAAUGAACAACCUUCAGAAUGCGAUUCUGAUGACCCUAGCCACUUUAGAAUCUUUUUUAUCAUCUUUAUAGUUACGUUUCUGAUUGGACUGCUGAAUGUGCUUAUAAUCCGUCAGAUAAUUCUGCAGUGGAACAACAACAAAAUUAAAUCUUCAGCUGAUUAUAGAGUAUCCUCAACAAAAAAGGAUAAGAUGUUCUUACCUACUGUUUGUACAAAAACAGUAACCUACAGACGCGAUAAGCCUGAAGAAAUAAACAUCAACAUCAGCAAGUUACAAGUAAAUGAAACUUUCAAAUGCAACUCCUGAAGACAGACUGCUUUCUUCAGAGUUUUGUUUUCACAAGUCAAGAAGCUUUUUUGAAAGGUCUUGUCUGAUCCUUUGGGGUUUAUGGGUUAAAAUACUGUAAUGAAAAACUGACUUGAAAGCCUAGUUGCAUAGCAUGACUAGGUUUCAAUAGAGCUGCUCCGUUUUGAAAGACAAAAGUGCACAAACUACUGAUUAACAAACUAGCCUAGUUAAGCUGAAAUCUUGGACUGGCGGCAUUUCAGUCCCAUUUGAUACUAAUAGGACCAAGUUGGUUUCAGUUGGGAUUAUUGGGGCAUAACUGGGCUUUCUGUCAGUCUACAACACUACUUUGCAUCCUAGCACUUUAAUGUUUUAUAACUUAUUUAGUUUUGGAAUAGAGUUGUGUGGCAGAAGCACUGAUCUCACUUUAGAGAUAGCUAACACAAAUUUUGAGCUACCGCCAAGGUUCCUGAACUUUGUUAUGAAAAUUUUUGCUGGCAUAAGUCAAAUGUCAGUACUCCUGCUCAGCAGGUAUCAGCAGGACUUUGUUCUAGGGUACACAAUUGAGACAAAGACCCACCUCACACCUUCAGAACCACUGCUCUGUGUGAUUGAGCAAAUCACAUGAUAGAACUGUUGACUAUGGUAUUUUUCAGACAGCACUACAUAAAACUCCAAGACGGCACAUAUUCGGCCUCUACUUCUAUAGUUACUAAUUAUUCUGAUCUUGUUUUCUUUGAGGUCUUUCUAAAAUUGGAUAGAAUUGUUUCUUUAAAAAGACUGGAAUAAACAAGGACUUGAUUACUACUGUAUUUAAAGCUAACAUUUUGUAGCAAUUUUAUAGAAUUUAUUCAUAUAUGGUUGAGAAUACAUUUAAAACAUUCCACUCAAUUUGACUAGUUUUUAUAUGAUUGGAUAUACUGUAUUAGCACUGGAAAGUGUAAGAAGGCAAGAACAUGAGAAGAUGACAAUUGGGUAAUGAAAGAAUGGGUGACCACUCAUAGCAUUAAAAAUAUACAUUGUCGAAUUAAUCAGAUUCCUUAAAGUCUCUGUAAUCCUGGACAUAAGAUUUAGAAUAUUAUUUUUAAAAAGCCUGACCCAGCUGCUCCAUGCCUUCAUGUAGCUCACACCCUGAUUCUGCAAUGGCAUUAGAAGCUCUGUGAGAUGCCCUUGAUAUUGGAUUGAAUGGGACAGUCUGUACAUGUUGAUAUACUGCCCUUUGUGACCUCAUGGAUCUUUUGAUCAGAAUUCAAAGUUAUUUAUUUUAUGGAGGUAUUGGAAGUGUGUUCCACUUCAGUGCACCAACUGCACAAUCAUAGCACUUUUAGGAUUAGAAUGUAUGUCUCUUUCUGAAGCAACUGGUCUUCUGGUAGCAAGUAUGAAUUGCCCCUUUUGCGAAGCACUCUGGUUUGCAUUUGAAUGAGAGACUACGUGUAUGAGCACUGUAAGAUAUUCCUGUUAGGGGAUGGGGCUCCUCUGGGAAGAGCACCUGCAUGCUUGCAUGCAAAAGGUUCCAAGUUCCUUCCCUGGCAUCUCCAACAUAGGGUUGAGAGAGACUCCUGCCUGCAACUUGGGAGAAGCUGCUGCCAGUCUGUGUAGACAAUAUUGAGCUAGAUGGACCAAUGGCCUGACUUGGUAUAAAGCAGCUUCCUAUGUUCCUGUGUAACUUAUUUCUUUGUUUUGUGUUUUCAAUUUUUCUCUUUUGCUUUGCACACUUCUGAAAAAAGGUACCCCAAUUAGGCAAAAUGAAACAUUACCUUAACCUAUCAUUAAUUGGUGGGCUUAAAGCAGGAAGUGAACCAGAAGUGACCCAUUUAAGGUCCUAAAGCUUGGUGGUGGGGGGAGAAUUAACAUUUCUCCUCCACCUGUUCCAUUUUCAUGCUGAAAAUCCCCUCCAAAGUUGUUAUCUCCACAAAUCCCUGCUUCAGAGGACGAUUCUUAACACAAUCACCACAGAGAGGGAGAGUGUUAAGCUCCUCUCAUCAUGCUCCCUGCUCCUCUUCCAAAUCAGGGUUCCCCAUGGCUGUUUAGGGGCUUGAAAGAACCACUUUCUGCAUUAAGCCCAUCUGUUAAGGACAGUUUUAACAGAUGUGUUAAAACACUAAAGUGUCAAAACACUAAACUAUCACUGUGUCCUCAGUGUCAAAACACUAAAACUAUCACUAUGAAAAUCAUAAUGCCUAUUUCUUCAUAGAGAUGCAUCAGGUUUUUCUUCUGUUUGCUGUGCCAUGAUCUGUUUUCAUAUGUAAGUUACUAUAUAAUUUAAACAGAAAAUAGUUCUUAAUUUGAAAUGUAUAUUUUGCAGUGAUUUCAGAUAUUUUUGUUUUUAGUGUAUUUCAUGUGUACUGUCUUUUGUAAAAACAAAUUUGGAUGAGUCUCAUGUUACUAAUUCAGUGUUUAAUAUGUAGAAUCUUUCUAGGAAAGAGAGCGGUUUGGAAUACAAUUGUAAUUUCUCAUGGUUUGUUUAUAAUCUUUUAAACACAGUGAAAUAAAUCACUGCCAUAAAGUCGGUUAACUUUCUAUGUAUUUUGUUUUACAGUGUAUUUUAGAAUAUAUGACUAACUUUAAUUUCAUUUUAUUUAUUUGUCACUUUAGUAUAUUGUGAGAUAGUUUUAUUUUUCUAUGAGAGCUGCAAUAACUAUGACUUAGCAUUAAAUUAUUGCAACAUUAUUGUACUUGGUCUCAAACAUGAAAAAUAAUUCCUGUCUCUAAUCCACUGUUGGAAAGUUUAUAUUUGCAAUAAUAUUGAAAGAAAAAUUUGAAUGUAUGUCUUUCUGAAUAAUUCACAUGCUUAUAAAAUUUUCUUUAAAAAAUAAAUUACUUUUUGAAUAAAGACAAUUUCAGCCUUA
Molecule: messenger RNA, 5149 nt
Organism: Hemicordylus capensis (graceful crag lizard)
Lineage: Eukaryota; Metazoa; Chordata; Lepidosauria; Squamata; Cordylidae
Gene: ITGB8
Product: integrin subunit beta 8
Exons: 14
Coding region: 21-2321 (766 amino acids)
Biological process (GO): integrin-mediated signaling pathway; cell adhesion mediated by integrin; cell migration
Cellular component (GO): integrin complex; focal adhesion; cell surface
Molecular function (GO): integrin binding
Source: RefSeq, a predicted model, not a curated record